Messenger RNA from Aspergillus wentii DTO 134E9, 798 nucleotides. Its product is annotated as SDR family oxidoreductase. The record is from RefSeq and is a predicted model, not a curated record. Bases 1 to 798 code for a protein of 265 amino acids. NCBI's taxonomy places the organism in Eukaryota, Fungi, Ascomycota, Eurotiomycetes, Eurotiales, Aspergillaceae. The transcript has a single exon. Gene Ontology annotation, molecular function: oxidoreductase activity, acting on NAD(P)H, oxygen as acceptor. Gene Ontology annotation, cellular component: intracellular anatomical structure.
AUGCCUCAAGUCCCCGCAGCCUCCAGCCUCACAGACCUCUUCAGUCUGAAGGGCAAAACGGUCGUCGUCACCGGCGCCUCCGGCCCAAGAGGCAUGGGCAUCGAAGCCGCACGCGGCUGUGCCGAAUUCGGCGCCAACAUUGCCCUCACCUACUCCUCCCGACCCCAGGGAGGCGAGCAAAACGCCAAAGAACUCGCCGAGACGUACGGCGUCAAGGCCAAGGCCUACAAGUGCAACGUGGGCGACUGGGAGAACGUGUCCAACUUUGUGAACGCCGUGCUGGCCGACUUUGGGCAGAUUGAUGCCUUCAUCGCGAACGCCGGCAAGACUGCCUCGUCGGGUAUUCUGGAUGGAUCGGUCCAGGACUGGGAGGAAGUCAUCCAGACCGAUUUGACGGGUACUUUCCACUGCGCGAAGGCUGUGGGCCCGCACUUUAAGCAGCGCGGCAAGGGGUCGUUCAUUAUUACUUCGUCCAUGUCGGGGCAUAUCGUCAACUUCCCCCAGGAGCAGACUUCGUACAACGUGGCCAAGGCGGGGUGCAUCCACCUUGCGAAGUCGCUGGCGAACGAGUGGAGAGACUUUGCUAGAGUGAACAGCAUCUCGCCGGGAUAUAUCGACACUGGCUUGUCGGACUUUGUGGACAAGAAGGUGCAGGACCUGUGGAUGUCGAUGAUUCCGUUGGGUCGGAAUGGCGACGCGAAGGAGUUGAAGGGCGCGUAUGUGUAUCUGGCCAGUGAUGCCAGUUCGUACACGACGGGCGGUGAUAUUGUUAUUGACGGUGGAUACUGCGUGCGGUAA